UUCUUGGAGCAAAGGAGCUCCAUUAGUCUUUGAACCAUAAUGUAUGUUCACUUUCAAAGUCAAGCAGUUAAAGUCGUCCAUGUCCUUCAACCCCAGAAGCACAGUAGAAUUGGGCCCAGAAUCAUCUGAUCACUACUCAAUACGCAUAUUCCAUCGUCUUUCCAGCCAGUUUCUUUAGUCUUCGCUAGUCAAUUGUCCAAGUCAACUGCCGUAGUUUACACACACAAACUCACUAUAUCAAGAACAUAACAGAUGGUAGGUUAGAUACACCAAACAACUGAUUACAACAGAGAAAAUCCGUAUUCUUAAGCCCCGACAUAUUUGGGAUGGGUGUUGGCCACAGUUUUCUUGGUUUCUUUUUACUCCUCUGCUGUUUUGGGCUUCUUCACUCUGCUCCAAAUAAGAAAACAGAUGAAGGGAAGAGCCGGUACUCGGCGCCGCCUUUCGAGUGUGGAAAGUUCGGGAAGCUUUGGUACCCUUUCACCAACACUAGUUGCUCAGAAUGUGGCCUGCACGUAAGUAAUUGUGAUAACCCAGGUGCAGAUGUUCAAGUUUUUCUUAGAAACCAAACAUACAAACUUGAAAGUAUAGCUUGGAAGGAUAAUUUUUCUGCUAUAAUUUUCAUCCAAGAAACCGGUGCCGCUGUAAAUUUAUGGGAGCUUCGUGGGGACUUGUCUCUCCGGGUAGUAAACCGCGUUGCCUUCUUCAAAUGCACUCAUGAGUAUCACCCUGAAGACCAUGGCAUAUUCCACUAUGAAAGGUGUCAUUCUACAAAUUAUGAUGUGUAUUUCGGUUCGGAUCAUUCCUUUCCUUCAGAUUCUAUGUAUGGUGAUCGAAUGUUCCCUAGUUUGUUAAACGCGUGUUCAGAUGAUACGAGUGAAACACAAGAACAACCCAAUUCCACUCAACAGUGCACAUCCUUCAAGUCUUUUGUUAUAAUCGAAGUAGCAUCUGCAGAUCCUCUUUACUCAUAUUGGCCAGUGACUCGUACAACGGGAAAGACAGGGGCUUCGAAGGCAGCAAUAUUAGGUUUAUCUACCGGAUUGGCUGCUAUGAUCAUAGUUGCCACGUGUCAGUUAUGUGCAAUUCUUUUACUGUACAAACGGAGACACAAUUCUUCAGGAGGCUAUGGAGGCAAAUUAAGGAACCUGUAUUCUCGCCCAAAUUCAAACACAAACCCAGAAAGUGGAAAUCUCUACUUCGGAAUCCCUCUCUUCUCCUAUGAAGAACUCCAAGUCGCAACUAACAAUUUUGACCAAACUAAAGAACUUGGAGAAGGUGGCUUUGGAACUGUUUACUAUGGAAAGCUUAGAGAUGGACGAGAAGUUGCAGUGAAACGCCUAUUCGAGCGUAACUACAAGCCAGUUGAAUCAUUCAUCAACGAGAUUCAGAUCCUCACACGCUUGCGCCAUAGGAAUCUCGUAUCCCUCUAUGGCUGCACUUCACGUCAUUCUCGUGAGCUACUCCUUGUGUAUGAAUACAUCCCUAAUGGAACUCUCAGUUAUCAUCUCCGCGGUGACAGAACAAAGUCAAGCACAUUGACCUGGCCGGUGAGAAUGAAAAUCGCCAUUGAAACUGCUUGUGCAUUGGCUUAUCUCCAUGCUUGCGGUAUCAUUCACCGUGACGUGAAAACCAGCAACAUUCUCCUUGACAACAACUUCGGUGUUAAGGUUGCUGAUUUUGGGCUUUCUAGAUUGUUCCCCAGUGACGUCACACAUGUCUCCACGGCGCCACGUGGAACCCCUGGUUAUGUUGACCCGGACUACCGUCUGUGCUACCAGCUUACAAACAAGAGUGAUGUGUACAGUUUCGGAGUGGUUCUUGUUGAGUUAAUAUCGUCGCUGCCGGCUGUUGAUAUGAACAGAGAAAGGGAUGAUGUUAAGUUGGCGAAUGUAGCUGUAAGGAAGUUUCAAAAGGGAGCGUUUUGUGAAUUGGUGGAUCCUUCUCUUGGAAUUCAGUCAGACGAUGAUUCAAGAAGGAUGAUAAUUUCGGUGGCCAAAUUGGCUUUUUACAGAGGUUCAGCGCCCUGGCGUUUCGCUGGAUUAUGCGGCAGCUCCAAAUUCUUUGACCAACAACACCCAGCGCCGUCCCCAAACAUUCUGAUGGAAUGGAUAACUAGAUUACUUGUUAAUCAUUACUCCAUGUUUGCCAACCGCUGA
Messenger RNA from Arachis duranensis, 2159 nucleotides. RefSeq names its product LEAF RUST 10 DISEASE-RESISTANCE LOCUS RECEPTOR-LIKE PROTEIN KINASE-like 1.1. Gene Ontology annotation, biological process: protein phosphorylation. Bases 327 to 2159 code for a protein of 610 amino acids. The record is from RefSeq and is a predicted model, not a curated record. Gene Ontology annotation, molecular function: protein kinase activity; ATP binding. The transcript has 4 exons. NCBI's taxonomy places the organism in Eukaryota, Viridiplantae, Streptophyta, Magnoliopsida, Fabales, Fabaceae.